Chaetura pelagica (chimney swift) is the source of this 3405-nucleotide messenger RNA. It is a transcript of the gene IQSEC1, whose product is annotated as IQ motif and Sec7 domain 1. The transcript is spliced from 17 exons. The coding region runs from base 1 to 3405 and encodes 1134 amino acids. Gene Ontology annotation, biological process: actin cytoskeleton organization; regulation of ARF protein signal transduction. Gene Ontology annotation, molecular function: protein binding; guanyl-nucleotide exchange factor activity. The record is from RefSeq and is a predicted model, not a curated record. NCBI's taxonomy places the organism in Eukaryota, Metazoa, Chordata, Aves, Apodiformes, Apodidae.
AUGGUUAAUACUCAGUUUUUCAUCAUGAGAGCCAGUAAAUUAAUUCAGCAGCCACUGGUGUUCAGCAGAGGCUUCAUUUUGGUGAAGAGGAAGGACCUUCCAGAAAAGCUGGUCACAGAAGAGAACCUGCUGGGGUCUUUACAUACUCUGCACCAGUUUUGCUGUCCAGCUCCAUUGUACCAUUCCCAGCUAGCUGUCCCUGCCACACACUCAGAGUACAGGACCUCAUUGGAAACAGGAAGCAGCAUCUCAACUGAUCCACUCAGUGUUGAGGGUGAAGCUCCAAGCAGUGACACUGGCACGUCUUUGGACAGCCCAUCAGCUUACCACCAAGGACCUAUAACACACAGCUCAGCUCUGAGCCCAGACCAUUACGACCACUCUGCCUAUGGGCUGUACUCUGUCUCCCCUGGACAAAGAUCUCGGCGGCCGAAGCUUCAGCACUCAACAUCCAUACUGCGAAAACAGGCAGAGGAAGAGGCUAUCAAGAGGUCAAGAUCACUUUCUGAGAGCUAUGAACUCUCUUCAGACCUACAAGAUAAGCAGGUGGAAAUGCUAGAACGGAAGUAUGGGGGCCGUCUCAUAACCAGGCAUGCUGCCCGCACCAUCCAGACCGCCUUCCGCCAGUAUCAGAUGAACAAGAACUUCGAGCGUCUCAGAAGUUCUAUGUCUGAAAAUCGUAUGUCAAGACGCAUUGUACUGUCCAAUAUGAGAAUGCAGUUUUCCUUUGAAGGGCCUGAGAAAGUCCACAGCUCCUACUUUGAAGGAAAACAAGUUUCUGUUACAAAUGAUGGGUCAAAGCUGGGAUCCCUGGGACCGUCUGAAUGUGGUGACCUUGGAGAGUCAGCUACAAUGAAGUCUCCAGCAGCAUCCACUGAUUUUGCUGAUGCUAUCACAGAACUGGAGGAUGCUUUUUCCAGGCAGGUGAAAUCCCUGGCAGAGUCCAUUGAUGAUGCCCUGAACUGCCGGAGCCUCCACUCCGAUGAAGUCCAGACUCCGGAUCAAGUGAGAAGUCGCGAAAUGGAAAGGGACACUUGUGCUCCAACAAAACCAGCCCUUCACAACGUGGAUCACAGGAAGCUGGAUGAGAUGACAGCAUCAUACAGUGAUGUUACGUUAUAUAUUGAUGAGGAAGAGUUAUCUCCUCCCCUUCCACAUUCCCAGUCAGUAGACAGACCGUCCAGCACAGAAUCUGAUAUGAGGCUCCGGUCUGUGAACUCUUCCCAAGAGUACUGGUCCAUGACCCACAAAGAUGAUAAGAUAGACACUGAUACGAGCUGCAGGAGUACCCCCUCCCUGGAAUGUCAGGAACAGAGGAUGAGAAUGGAUCAUCUGCCACUACUAACUAUUGAGCCACCCAGUGACAGUUCAGUGGACUUGAGUGAUCGCUCAGACAGAGGUUCGUUAAAGAGACAAAAUGCCUAUGACCGAGGGCUCCCUGGUCAACAAGGAAGCCCAAAACACAUCCCUCACAGUAUUCCUGCCAAGAUUAUACCCCGAGAGGAGCAGGAGGCAAGGCACAGGGGUAGGCCUAUAGAUAGUCAUUUGGCUAUCAAUGGCACAGCAAACAGGCAAAGCAAAUCAGAGUCCGAUUAUUCCGAUGGAGACAACGACAGCAUCAACAGCACUUCCAACUCCAAUGACACCAUAAACUGCAGCUCAGAAUCGUCUUCUAGAGACAGCCUAAGGGAGCAAACCUUGAGCAAGCAAACCUACCACAAGGAAACUCGCAACAGCUGGGAUUCCCCUGCCUUCAGUAACGAUGUUAUCAGGAAACGCCACUACAGGAUCGGGCUGAAUCUUUUUAACAAAAAACCUGAAAAAGGAGUCCAGUACCUCAUUGAGCGAGGUUUUGUGCCAGAUACUCCAGUUGGUGUUGCCCACUUUCUCCUGCAAAGGAAAGGUCUCAGCAGGCAGAUGAUUGGAGAAUUUUUGGGAAACCGGCAAAAACAGUUCAACCGGGACGUGUUAGACUGUGUUGUGGAUGAGAUGGACUUCUCAACCAUGGAACUGGACGAAGCACUCAGGAAAUUUCAGGCUCAUAUCCGUGUUCAAGGAGAAGCCCAGAAAGUAGAACGGCUCAUUGAAGCUUUUAGCCAACGAUACUGUAUCUGCAAUCCUGGUGUGGUGAGACAAUUUAGAAAUCCUGAUACCAUCUUCAUCCUGGCUUUUGCCAUCAUCCUGUUAAACACAGAUAUGUACAGCCCGAAUGUGAAACCGGAGCGCAAAAUGAAGCUGGAAGAUUUCAUCAAGAACCUAAGGGGCGUGGAUGAUGGUGAGGACAUCCCACGAGAGAUGCUGAUCGGGAUUUACGAGCGCAUCCGCAAACGGGAGCUGAAAACCAACGAGGAUCACGUGUCCCAGGUCCAGAAGGUGGAAAAACUCAUAGUGGGAAAGAAGCCGAUUGGAUCUCUGCACCAUGGACUUGGUUGUGUCCUCUCCCUGCCCCACCGGAGGCUGGUGUGCUACUGCAGGCUGUUUGAAGUCCCAGACCCAAAUAAACCUCAGAAGCUUGGGCUGCACCAGCGAGAAAUAUUUCUAUUUAAUGAUCUUCUUGUGGUGACCAAGAUUUUUCAGAAGAAGAAGAACUCGGUUACGUACAGUUUCCGACAGUCGUUUUCCCUCUAUGGAAUGCAAGUUCUUCUGUUUGAGAACCAGUAUUAUCCCAAUGGCAUUCGGCUCACGUCAGCUGUUCCAGGAGCAGAUAUCAAAGUACUAAUAAAUUUCAAUGCACCAAAUCCUCAGGACAGGAAGAAGUUUACAGAUGAUCUGAGGGAGUCAAUUGCAGAGGUUCAAGAAAUGGAAAAGCACAGAAUAGAGUCUGAGCUAGAAAAGCAGAAGGGUGUGGUGCGUCCAAGCAUGUCUCAGUGCUCCAGCCUGAAAAAGGAUUCUGGGAAUGGGACGCUGAGCAGGGCUUGCCUGGAUGACAGCUAUGCCACUGGGGAGGGGCUGAAGAGGAGUGCUCUGAGCAGCUCCCUGCGGGACCUGUCUGAAGCAGGCAAGCGUGGGCGCCGCAGCAGUGCAGGAUCGCUAGACAGCAAUAUGGAAGGGUCCAUCAUUAGCAGCCCUCACAUGCGCCGGAGAGCUACAUCAACCCGAGAGUGUCCAUCUCGCCCUCACCAGACUAUGCCUAACUCCUCCUCACUCCUAGGUUCCUUAUUUGGUAGUAAAAGGGGAAAGCCACCUUCCCAAGGCCAUCCACCAUCUGGCUCAUCACCGCAGCCUCCAGCAGCCCCACAUCAGCAGCACCCCCAGCACCCUCCCGCCGCGCACCACGCGGGGCCCCCCGAGGGGCAGCCGCACCCUCACCACUCCCAGUACUGCCACAUGGAGCCGCCUCCACCACCUCCCUCCACAUCAGCCAGCACCAAACCCAAGCACAGUGGCAUCAGCACCAUAGUCUAG